CUCUGCCGGGCGGGCGACCCCGGCGCCCGGCGUUCCCGCGCCUGCUUCUGCUCACCCUCGGCGCUUUGUGCCGUCUCCGCGGCGCGGAGCAGCGUCCCUCUCCGGGGAGUCCCGCGCCGGCACCCUCAGUGCGGAAGACGAGGAUGGCUCCUUCGAUGAAAGUUGGCGCUACCGCCGCCGUGUCGUGAGGGGAGCGCCGCAGGACGCCAUCCGUGUGUGACCCCCAGCCCUCGGAGAAGUUGACACCGCUCGGCAGGGCGAUGGCAGAGGCUGCCGGCGGCAAGGAGCAGCCGGCGGCGGGCCGUGCCCCUCCCGACGCCGCUCACUGUGCCGAAGAGGAGCCCGAGCCGGCUUCCCUGGACGUCUCGGCGGCGGCCGCAGGCAGGAGGCGGGAGCGCCGCAGCGGCGUCUCGGCCGUCGGUACUGGCGACCGCUUCCCUGGCAGCAGCCUGGGGCCGGCGACAGCAUCCGACCCCGACGCUUGCCUGCUGGAGGCGGCAAAGGCCACCCCCCGAAGGAGCAGCAUCAUCAAGGACCCUUCAAACCAAAAAUGUGGAAGAAAGAAAACAGUGUCCUUCAGCAGCAUGCCAUCAGAGAAGAAAAUAAGCAGUGCCAGUGACUGUAUCAGCUUUAUGCAGGCUGGGUGUGAAUUGAAGAAAGUUCGUCCAAAUUCACGGAUUUAUAAUCGUUUUUUUACUCUGGAUGCUGACCUGCAGGCCCUUCGUUGGGAGCCUUCCAAGAAGGACCUUGAGAAAGCCAAGCUUGAUAUUUCUGCUAUAAAAGAAAUCAGACUAGGGAAGAACACAGAAACGUUCAGGAAUAAUGGACUUGCAGACCAGAUUUCUGAAGACUGCGCUCUGUCGGUAAUUCAUGGUGAGAACUAUGAGUCCCUUGACUUGGUAGCCAAUUCAGCUGAUGUGGCCAAUAUUUGGGUGUCAGGACUGAGGUACUUGGUUUCUCGUAGUAAACAACCCCUGGAUUUGAUGGAAAGCAGCCAUAAUACCCCACGAUUUGCCUGGCUAAAAACUGUAUUUGAAGCAGCAGAUGUUGAUGGUAAUGGCGUAAUGUUAGAAGAUACAUCUGUGGAGCUAAUAAAGAAGCUUAACCCCACCUUAAAAGAAUCAAAAAUUAGAUUAAAAUUUAAAGAAAUCCAGAAGAGCAAAGAGAAACUGACAACACGGGUAACAAAAGAGGAAUUUUGUGAAGCAUUCAGUGAACUUUGCACAAGGCCUGAAGUUUAUUUCUUACUUGUGCAGAUAUCUAAAAACAAAGAGUAUCUGGAUGCCAAUGAUCUCAUGCUGUUUUUAGAGGCUGAGCAAGGAGUGACCCACGUAACAGAAGAAAUGUGUCUGGAUAUUAUACACAGGUAUGAGCUUUCUCAAGAAGGGCGGUUGAAAGGUUUUCUUGCAAUUGAUGGAUUUACUCAAUACUUGUUGUCCUCAGAAUGUGAUAUUUUUGAUCCAGAGCACAAAAAAAUUGUCCAGGACAUGACGCAGCCUUUGUCACAUUACUAUAUCAAUGCAUCACACAACACAUAUCUAAUAGAAGACCAGGUCAGAGGGCCAGCUGAUAUCAAUGGUUAUGUCAGAGCUUUAAAGAUGAGUUGUCGGAGUAUUGAACUAGAUGUCUGUGACGGCCCAGAUAACGAACCCAUAAUCUGUAACCGUAACAACAUGACAUCACCACUUGCCUUUCGGAAUGUUAUUGAGGUAAUAAACAAGUUGGCCUUCUUUGCUUCAGAAUACCCGCUUAUUCUCUGCUUGGGGAACUACUGCUCAGUACAACAGCAGAAGGUAGUAGUACAACACAUGAAAAGUAUCUUUGGAAACAAACUAUACACAGAGGCACCUUUAUCCUCAGAAGCCUACCUCCCAUCACCCGAAAAACUGAAAAUGAAGAUCAUUGUAAAGGGGAAGAAGCUUCCCUGUGAUCAGGAUAUAUUAGAAGGAGAAGUCACAGAUGAAGAUGACGAGGCGGAAAUAUCUCGAAGGGUGUCAGAGGGCUUCUCAAGGGAACCAAAGCUCAUCUGGCUCUGCAAGGAAUUGUCUGACUUGGUGUCCCUAUGCAAAUCUGUCCAAUACAAAGACUUUGAAACAUCCAUGAAAUCUCAAAAUUAUUGGGAAAUGUGCUCCUUCAGUGAGGCGGAAGCCAGUCGGAUUGCAAAUGAAUUCCCAGAAGAUUUUGUAAACUACAACAAAAAGUUUCUGUCCAGGGUGUACCCAAGUGCUAUGAGGAUAGACUCCAGUAACUUAAAUCCUCAAGAUUUUUGGAAUUGUGGCUGCCAGAUAGUGGCCAUGAACUAUCAGACCCCAGGCCCCAUGAUGGACCUACACACUGGCUGGUUUCUACAGAACGGUGGAUGUGGGUAUGUUCUCAGGCCUUCAGUGAUGCGUGAUGAAGUGUCUUACUUCAGCGCAAAUACAAAGGGCAUUGUUCCAGGAGUCUCCCCUCAAGUUCUACACAUCAAAAUAAUCAGUGGUCAGAACUUUCCAAAGCCCAAGGGUGCUUGUGCAAAAGGGGAUGUCAUAGAUCCCUAUGUCUGCAUAGAAAUACAUGGGAUUCCUGCAGACUGCACUGAGCAAAGAACUAAAACUGUUCAGGAAAACAGCGAUAACCCCAUUUUUGAUGAAAGCUUUGAGUUCCAGAUCAAUCUACCAGAGCUGACCAUGAUCCGUUUUGUUGUUCUGGAUGAUGACUACAUCGGGGAUGAGUUCAUAGGACAGUAUACCAUCCCGCUUGAGUGCUUACAGCCCGGAUACAGGCACAUUCCGCUGCGAUCUUUUGUUGGCGAUAUCAUGGAGCAUGUUACCCUCUUUGUUCACAUUGCAAUAACCAACCGAAGUGGAGGUGGGAAGGCCCAAAAGCGUAGCCUCUCAGUGAGGAUAGGAAAGAAAGCAAGGGAAUACACCAUGCUGAGGAACACUGGUCUCAAGACUAUCGAUGACAUCUUCAAGCUGGCAGUGCAUCCACUCCGAGAGGCUACUGACAUGAGAGAAAAUAUGCAGAAUGCCAUCGUGUCUGUCAAGGAACUGUGUGGGCUGCCGCCCAUCGCGAGCCUGAAGCAGUGCAUCCUGACCUUGUCCUCACGGCUUCUGAGCAGUGACAACAUGCCCUCUGUUACCCUCUGCAUGAAGGAGGCAUUUCCUUACCUAGAGCCUCAGGGGACCAUGCCCGACGUGCAGAAAAAGGUCCUGGCAGCAUAUGACCUGAUGAUUCAGGAGAGCAGGAUUCUCAUUGAGACAGCAGACAUCACUCAUGAUAAGAUUCUUCAGUGCCAGAAAGCAGGAAUGGAAUUCCACGAAGAACUUCAUAACCUUGGGACAAAGGAAGGUUUGAAAGGAAGAAAAUUAAGCAAAGCCAUUGAGAGUUUUGCAUGGAAUAUCACAGUGCUGAAGGGCCAAGGAGAUCUCCUGAAGAAUGCCAAGAAUGAAGCCCUGGAGAACAUGAAGCAGAUCCAGCUGGCAUGCCUGUCAUGUGGACUAAGCAGAGCUGGAAGUGGGCACACGGACGCCAAGUCAAAACGGUGCCUGGAAGCAAUACAGGAGAAGGAUACUGGGGAUGAGAAUGGGAGGCUUUGAGGGGAGACAGAGCUGUUGCAUUUGUCACAGAUUUCAAUAACUCUAAACUAUUUUUUUAAAGCAUUUAAAAAUUCACACAGGAAGGCCCUCUACAGGGUGUUGAUAGUAUUAAAAUCCUGACAAUGUCAGUAUUUUAAUGCAGAUAAUUUAUCUAAAUUAAGCUUUGGUAGUGAGAUUUCUAAUGAAGCCAAGCUGUCUGUAUGCAAGUGCGUGUGUGUGCACAUGCAAAUCUUGUAGAUGCCCUUUCAUGCAUUACAUUAGCCAUUUGCUAAUUUAUUCCUUUGUCAUCUUUGAAUAGGCCUGUUCAUUCAGAGGACCAAAACAAGUAGACAGUACUUGUAUCAGUUUUGUGCUCCAGCUUUUAUCAUUUAACGUAUAGGUUACAUUAUUGUUAUGCUGUUUAAACAAACAAAAUAGAAAAGAUGCCACCAACAGCUGUUUUUUUUUGUGAGGCCAUGACUGUAAUGAACAAUUCCAACCAAGUAACUGAGAUAUAAAAUGGUCAGAGUUGCUGAGUAGAUUGUGAAUAGACUUGACUUGUGUAUUUCACACAAUUUUAGCCAACUGCUCUUCAGGAUACAUCCAGAUAGCACAUACUAACUUAAGAACUAGCUGGUUUCUUUCAUUCCAGUCAAUCUACCUUGUAGCUCUGCAAGACAGCUACAGUCUUUGCUGAUAGGCAUUAACUCGUGUAGUAACGAACAUAGCUAGUCAGCCCUGUAGUUACAAGGAGAACUGUAAAAAUCUUUUGAUGGUCAUGAGCUCUGAAUGUGAGCUUCAGGCCUUUCUGAAACACCCAGUGGUGCUAGUAUUGGAAGGAAGGUUUUACAAUUUCACAAACUGUGAGCUUUACUGCAAUAGGGGCAAGAGGUCAGGUCUUGCUUGCUGCCUUCUGCUUAGAUGCUGAAGUCAGUUGGGUGAAGCAAGCAGGAUCUGGUCUAACGUUGUUGUGGUUAAAAAUCAUGCUGUGCUAGAAGUUUGAAGCAAAGCUGCAAAACAGCUACAGAUGUAGUGUGGAGAAACAGCUUGGGAAAAAAACAAGGGUACCAGCAUUCUUGUGCAGCAGUUAAAAAUAACCUGACACGUCAUAUAUUUAGGGUAGUGCAGAGAAUUGGAUGCUUCUUUGAGUUGCUUGUAGAAAGGAGACAGAGACUGUCAUGGAGCAAUGUAUCCUCAUCCCUCCCAUUGUCCAGUUCACAUAUGCUCACAAAAUUUAUUUCAAUUGUUUAAGUAGUGUGCUUGAGUGUAGUAUUUGUGUUACCUUUAAC
Molecule: messenger RNA, 4846 nt
Organism: Colius striatus (speckled mousebird)
Lineage: Eukaryota; Metazoa; Chordata; Aves; Coliiformes; Coliidae
Gene: PLCL1
Product: phospholipase C like 1 (inactive)
Exons: 6
Coding region: 261-3578 (1105 amino acids)
Biological process (GO): lipid metabolic process; intracellular signal transduction
Molecular function (GO): phosphatidylinositol-4,5-bisphosphate phospholipase C activity
Source: RefSeq, a predicted model, not a curated record